Molecule: messenger RNA, 824 nt
Organism: Cotesia glomerata
Lineage: Eukaryota; Metazoa; Arthropoda; Insecta; Hymenoptera; Braconidae
Gene: Arp10
Product: actin-related protein 10
Exons: 5
Biological process (GO): retrograde axonal transport of mitochondrion
Source: RefSeq, a predicted model, not a curated record
AUUAAAGAUGGUCACUCUCUAGUUAGUGGAUAAAAUAAAUGAAAAUGUCUCGACCUUAUGAAGGCAUCCGUUACACUUCAGAAAAACAAGUUGUUGUAUUGGAUAUUGGAUCAGCCUAUACGAAAUUUGGAUAUGCUGGCGAAGGAACACCACGAGGUAUCGUACGGACAGAGGUUAAAUGUCCUGAUACAAAGCAGAUGCGAAAAAUUUAUAAAUAUAUUGACACUGACGAUUUAUAUCAACUGCUUGUUGAAUUUUUUCACGUCAUAUUUUUCAGGCAUGUAGUGAUAACUCCAAAAGAUGUGAAAGUAUUAGUUCUGGAAUCAUUGCUGACACCGUCAAAAUUUCGUGAUACAAUGGCUAAAGUACUAUUUAGGCACUUUGAAAUUGGUUCGCUGAUGAUUUUACCUACACAUUUAGUGACAAUUAGCACCUUGGGAUGGGACACAGCUCUUGUACUUGACGUAGGAUAUCAAGAUGCGACUCUCAUUCCUAUUUAUAAAGGAGUUCCUGUUCUUAAAGCUUGGCAAAGUCUACCUCUGGCUUCUGAAGCUAUUCAUGAGAGUAUCAAAAAUGAUAUGAAAGAAGCCAUACCUGAAGUGGAACUUACAGAGCGGGUUAUUGAAGACAUUAAAGUUCGAACUUGUUUUGUAACAACUUUAGAACGUUCUAAAAAGUUAAGUGCUGAUGAUGCACCAGCACCUCCGCCGUCGGUUAAAUAUCCAGGGCUAAAAACCAUUGAAAUUCCUGGAUAUGUUAGAGAAAGAUCUUACGAAUUAUUAUGGGAACGUGAUGCUGAUAAUUUGAGUAUACCUACAAUGGUA